AUGGACCAGGACUUCUCCUAUGAGAAAACCAAAGUGUUGCGUCCCUUGAGCCAGACCUCAGAGUGUCGGGGCAGGCGCAGGUACAGAAGGUACAAGAAACUGGACUUCAGGAGCAGAACUUAUUUUCUUAUUCCAUCCAUAGACCGCUCUGACCAUGGGAGCCCUGACCCAGAGCUUGGUGUCUUCCGCAGGAUACAACUCUUGCCACGUGUGGGCGCCACUCACUGGCCGAGUCCAGAACCCCAUUUUUCUAAGCGGAUACACAUCCUGGUCCCGGCCUACCUUCCAGCCAGACCCCUCAACCACGUGGCGAUCCCGCCCCCAGAAUCAGUCCCGCCUCCACGACCCGGCUGGCUCCCAUUCCUCCCUUCCACGCCGACUCCGGGUCCCGCCCCCAAGGCCCGCCCACCCCGAAGGUCCCGACCUCUCCACGUCCGGCCCAUUUCCCCGAGGACACCGCCCGAAGCCCCGCCCAUUCCUCGUCCCCGGCCAUCUCCUGGCCCCGCCUCUCGCCACGCCCAUGCAGGCCCUGCCCUCCGCCCCGCCUCCACGUCCAGCACAGCACCAGGCUCUCAGCGCCCUCCGCCCAGGCCCGCGCUUCAUCCACAGGGCACCCUUGCUGUGCCCUACCUGGGCCUCGGGGAAGGGCUCUUCCUGUUACCGAGCAUCUCCUUUCCCUGCCCUAGCUCGGCCCGGCUGGGUCGUGACCUGGCAUAUUCAGACCAGAGCCCGAAUCUCUCCGCGCAUCCAGCGGCAUCUUUAGCCUGUCGCACAUCGAAAUCAGGACCUUUGAUAUUUAGGAAAACUAUGUUUAACUCUACUGAGAUCAAGUUUUCUGUUAAGUCAUUCAGUUGUUCUGGGCCUGUGAAGUUUACCAUAGAGUGGCAUUUGAAGUAUCACACCUGUCACAAUGAGUAUUCUGACCUGGAAGAGAGGUUCCAAAAACAUGAACUUCGUGUUGAUGAAGAUCUUUGUGGUUAUUUGAAGAACAUUGACUGUUGGAAAACAAAAAAUGAAAACUUAGAUUGCAACAGUGAUUUACAGGUGUUUCCUUCACUGAAUUUGCACUCAGGCCUUUGCCCCCAUCAUCCCAUCAAAACAGACCCUAUCAACCCACCAAAUAAAGAACUAACAGGUAGCAAAAACAUUUCAGACCAGGAAGGAUCAAUGGAUGUUGUAGCAAGAACACAGAGAGAUGGGUUUCAUAUCUUUAUUGUUUCUAUUAAAACGGAAAAAACAGAUGUCAGCUGGAAUUUAAAUGUUUCUCUUUCUAUGAUGGGGCCUCAUGGAUAUAUCUCCGCAUCAGAUUGGCCUUUAAUGAUUUUCUACAUGGUGAUGUGUAUUGUUUAUAUAUUGUAUGGUGUGCUCUGGCUGAUGUGGUCUGCCUGUUACUGGAAAGAUAUAUUAAGAAUACAAUUCUGGAUUGCAGCUGUUAUUUUUCUAGGAAUGCUUGAAAAAGCAGUGUUUUAUUCUGAAUACCAAAACAUCAACAACACUGGACUGUCAACCCAAGGUCUGUUGAUAUUUGCGGAGUUGAUAUCUGCAAUAAAGAGGACAUUGGCCCGCCUGCUUGUGAUCAUUGUGAGCCUGGGCUAUGGCAUUGUGAAGCCUCGGCUGGGGACAGUCAUGCAUCGGGUCAUUGGACUGGGACUGCUUUACUUUAUCUUUGCAGCUAUUGAAGGCGUGAUGAGAGUCAUUGGGGCGAAUGACUCUGAUCUUGUUCUUCUGGCCAGCCUCCCUCUCUCUCUCCUUGACUCUGGCUUGUGCUGGUGGAUUUUUAUAAGUUUGGCACAAACUAUGAAGACUCUAAGACUAAGAAAAAACACAGUGAAAUUUUCCUUAUAUAGGCACUUUACAAAUACUCUCAUCUUUGCUGUGCUAGCUUCUAUAGUGUUUAUGGUGUGGACAGCUAUGACGUUUAGAAUUGCAAAAUGCCAAUCUGAUUGGAUGGAACUCUGGGUUGAGGAUGCAUUUUGGAGCUUCCUUUUCUCACUUAUCCUUAUUGUAAUAAUGUUUUUGUGGAGACCAUCUGCAAAUAAUCAGAGAUAUGCCUUCAUGCCCUUAAUAGAUGAUUCUGAUGAUGAAGUUGAAGAAUUCAUGGUCACAUCUGAAAAUUUAACUGAAGGAAUAAAAUUAAGAACUUCAAAAACAGUUUCCAAUGGAAUAGCUAAACCUGCUACUUCUGAUAAUUUUGAUGAAGAUUUGAAGUGGGUGGAAGAAAAUAUUCCCUCUUCAUUCACAGAUGUAGCACUCCCCGUGUUAGUGGAUUCAGAUGAGGAAAUUAUGACCAGAUCUGAAAUGGCUGAAAAAAUGUUUUCUUCAGAAAAGAUAAUGUGAUUGGACCUUGUAUGAUUGAAACCAAGUUAAUGGUAAAGGACUGUCUUUCCUCAGGCCUCAAAAAGCUUUGUGUUGAUAUAGCAUAGUAAGUUCUUACUGUGUUAUCUUGAAAAUCCGUGUAUUAAAAUGAGGAAUUCGGGUGGUGGGAAGGUUCUGUGAUGUCCUUAAAGCUGACUGUUAAAUGCAGUUUAAUCUCCAUUGAAUUACCUGGAUUUGGAAAAAAUCUGAGAAAAGUAGUAUUACCAUAGAGAUGUAUGCACAGAUGCCUGCUAGUUGCCAAUGGCAGGUCUGUGCAUUUGGGUUUUGUCUCUUUUCUCUGGAAAGUAUGACAGUUCCAGGUUUUAAAAAAAAAUUUAAAUAGGGCCA
Molecule: messenger RNA, 2703 nt
Organism: Fukomys damarensis (Damara mole-rat)
Lineage: Eukaryota; Metazoa; Chordata; Mammalia; Rodentia; Bathyergidae
Gene: Tmem87b
Product: transmembrane protein 87B
Exons: 23
Coding region: 1-2337 (778 amino acids)
Biological process (GO): retrograde transport, endosome to Golgi
Cellular component (GO): membrane; Golgi apparatus
Source: RefSeq, a predicted model, not a curated record